Sclerotinia trifoliorum is the source of this 977-nucleotide messenger RNA. NCBI's taxonomy places the organism in Eukaryota, Fungi, Ascomycota, Leotiomycetes, Helotiales, Sclerotiniaceae. The record is from the annotation of a GenBank genome assembly.
AUGUUCAUUCCUUUCAUCACUAACAUAUAUGCCCGACGAUUAUUGGGACCUCUUGGAGUAACCGGUGGUGUUUUACAUUUGGUUUUCUAUCCCAUAGUCUUAACGACAAUAAUAUGCCUCGGAGAACGCAAUACGUCUGAGUUUGUUUGGACUGAGUUUGUGACAGAGUUUAAUGGAUGAGAUAAUAAAUUUAUUGCGUGGUCAAUGGGUCAACUUAGUGUUGUGUAUCCUAUGGGACGUAUGUACUAAAAUAUGAUCAGACAGUGCCUGGAUAAUAAUCUCGAUGAAAGGAUAAGACGGUGCUCUUCACAUGUCUGAGGAGGCUAGACGAGCAUCUGGAAAUGUUCCACUUGCUAUGGUUCUCGGAACCUUCAUCAAUGGUAUCCUUGCAUUCGGUUUCGUUAUUGCCGUCCUUUAUAGCAUGGGAUCUCUCGAGAACGCAGUAGAAUCACCUACUGGUUAUCUUACAUCGGGAUAUAUUAUGAAGCUACGAAAUCAAAAGCAGGGACAAAUGCUCUGAUGAGUACCGGUAUCAUUGUCAGAUUUUAUGCACUCUUCAGUAUUUUGGCAAGCAUGACAAGGUUGAUCUGGGCUUUUGCUAGGGAUAAUGGGCUACCAUUCUCUCGAUUUUUCGCAAAGGUAGGAUUUUUCAUGCAGACAGUUUAGUUCUCAAUGCUCGAGAACAAAAUUUCUUUAUGCUGUCGGCUAACAUUGAAUAUUCACUCAGAUCUCGCCGACGCACAAAAUUCCGCUCCGGGCUCUGUGCCUCGCCACCACAAUCGUUCUACUUUUGUCUCUGAUCAAUAUUGCUUCUACCACGCUUUCAACGCGAUUGUAUCUCUCCUCACCUCGCAACGUAUCUAUCCUAUAUCUCACUCAUUAUCCGUCGCUUCUCCUCCAAAUCCACUCCGCGUCCCUUCAAAACUGUGCCACUAUUUAAUCUCGAGAAAUAUGGGUUGUGAAACAGUCUAUGGGCC